AUGACGGGUUGUGCGGCAGCUCGGAUUCUUAGCAACGGUCAGAGCAACUUAACGCCUCCCAGCGCAACAAGUCUACGACAAAAAUUCAUGCAAAAUGCAGUCUUCUCAGAGCAUAAUCCCGCGGCAGCAUCAGCUUCAUCGUCUUCAGUCUUCGGCAACGGCGACACCGCUCAGCCGGAUUCCGGGUAUUCCGGAUCUACUGAUAGCGGUAGCGUCAUCAUGCAAAGUGAAUCGAUCCAGAACCAGACAGUGUUGCUGUCACAGUGCAGUUCAUCGGCUUUCGUACGGCAGACCAGUAAUUACCCAGCAUCGAUCUAUCUCUCAGAUGGAGAAAACACUCAUUUUGAUAAGGUAGGCUGUUCGUUCCAUUUUUUCAUACGUUUCGCCACUUGGAAGCAGACUCAUUAUCGGGCCUACACUUGGGACGGGGAGGCCUAG
This is a messenger RNA of Gongylonema pulchrum, 438 nucleotides long. The record is from the annotation of a GenBank genome assembly. NCBI's taxonomy places the organism in Eukaryota, Metazoa, Nematoda, Chromadorea, Rhabditida, Gongylonematidae.